This is a messenger RNA of Theobroma umbraticum, 2706 nucleotides long. Its product is annotated as palmitoyl-acyl carrier protein thioesterase, chloroplastic-like. Gene Ontology annotation, biological process: fatty acid biosynthetic process. The record is from RefSeq and is a predicted model, not a curated record. Gene Ontology annotation, molecular function: acyl carrier activity; fatty acyl-[ACP] hydrolase activity. NCBI's taxonomy places the organism in Eukaryota, Viridiplantae, Streptophyta, Magnoliopsida, Malvales, Malvaceae.
UCCACAGAGCUGUCAUCAAACACUCCGGUAAUGCAUCACUUUGACACGAUUAGCAAUUAGUUACAGUAAUUGAAGAGAAUUGAAAGGAACAUAUCUCUCCUGCCAAACGAACAGCACUUUCAGAAAUUAUUGAAACUAUUAAGGCUGGCCAGUGGUUCCUUGUUUGCUCUUUUGUUGAACAUAAGAGCUGCAUUUUUGGGUGCUCAGGCCAUUGAGAAAAACAUGGAAAGAUCCUCCCUUCAAAUUUCAAUAUUAGAUCGUAUAAGAGCACUUUGUUCACCAUAGAACAGAAGCCCCUGAGAAGCUCCGUAAACCUGUCAGCUUUUUCUGCUGUCCCAAGCUUACAAAAGACAAUGGUAAUUGUCGAGGAUUAGAAUCUGGCUCUCUUAAAACAGUAAAACUCAUAGGAAGCAAGAAAUGAAGCCCUCCUUUUUUAUCAUAGUCGAAACUCCUUGUAUGUCUGUUGUGUACUUUGCAAGUUAACAUCAGAGUCCCCUCAUGGAAGAACUAGAACAACAAAUUUGGCCUAUUCGAAAGCACCGAAGCAAGCUUUUAGUAACACAAGGACCUUGGAAUGUGAUGCCAAGCAUAGCCACCUAGAUUGUGUUACAUUGAUUCCACGAGAAUCCCAAAAAGAACUCAACCCUUUUUCUAACUUUGUCUGCGAUCUAUCCUUGAAUGUAUCAGGCAUUAAAUUGUUCGCACCUGAGCCGCCUCACAUCAACAAAGAGAGACAAAGCAGGGUUUCUUUGUAAUGAAAAUUACUAUAACAAAGCUCCUAAAUUUUGUCCUCUGGAAGGAACUGUCUUCGACAGGUCCGCCAACUAAUUGACUAUAAAAAUUUUCAAUGGCAGUUCCUCUGUUCCAAACUUUCCAGACCUAGACUAGAGAAAGCAAUGGCUACUUUCUCUUGUCCAAUCUCCUUCCCCUUCAGAUGUUCUUUAAAUGGUAAUCAUAACCAUAACCACAGAGUCGAUAUCAAAAUCAAUGGAACUCAGACAGGGCCCAUUAAGCUCGACACAUUGACUGAAAUUGCCGCUGUUGUAAAAGCUGAUUCCACUCCUCUUGCUACUGUCCACGAAAACGGGUGCAUAUGCCAAGAGAAGAUUCGGCAGAGGAUUCCAACGCAGAAGCAGCUGGUUGAUCCUUACCGUCAAGGGCUCAUCAUUGAAAGGGGAGUUGGCUAUAAACAGACUGUUGUCAUCCGCUCCUAUGAAGUUGGCCCUGAUAAAACGGCUACCCUGGAGAGCCUCCUUAAUCUUUUCCAGGAAACGGCACUAAAUCAUGUUUGGAUGUCCGGACUUCUAAGCAAUGGAUUUGGAGCCACACAUGGAAUGAUGAGGAACAAUCUCAUAUGGGUCGUCUCAAGAAUGCACGUCCAAGUGCAUCACUAUCCCAUAUGGGGAGAGGUAGUGGAAAUCGACACAUGGGUUGGUGCAUCAGGGAAGAAUGGGAUGAGGCGAGACUGGCUAAUUCGGAGUCAAGCCACCGGCAUCACUUACGCACGUGCAACCAGCACUUGGGUAAUGAUGAACGAGCAAACAAGGCGCCUCUCAAAGAUGCCGGAGGAAGUGAGGGAUGAAAUCUCUCCUUGGUUUAUUGAGAAGCAAGCAGUCAAAGAAGAUGCUCCCGAGAAAAUUGUCAAGUUGGACGACAAAGCAAAAUAUGUGAACUCUGACUUGAAGCCAAAGAGGAGUGAUUUGGACAUGAACCACCAUGUAAACAAUGUCAAGUAUGUACGAUGGAUGCUUGAGACAAUUCCUGACAAAUUUUUGGAGUCUCACGAGCUAUCUAGUAUCGUACUAGAAUAUAGAAGGGAAUGUGGAAGUUCAGAUAAAGUUCAAUCACUUUGCCAACCAGAUGAAGAUGGAAUUUUUGCAAGUGGUCUGGAACGAAGUCUACUUGAAAAUAUAGUUUUGGCAUCAGGAAUCUUGCAAGGAAAUGGACACCUAGGCUCCCUGGAUAUGAAGACAUACGGAUAUACUCAUCUCCUCCAAAUCAACGGGGAGAGUCAAAAUGAAGAGAUAGUCAGAGGGAGGACCAGAUGGAAGGAAAAGCAAUCUACAAUGCCGUAUUCCACUUAGUAACUAGUGCUUGGUAAGCACGACGGAUAUUUAGCGAGCUGAUCUUCUUAGAACAUCAUUGAAAACAACCAGGUUCUGACAUUAAAGAUGCCAUGAAGGAAAUAAUUAAGUAAAAGGCGUAAGGCGGGAUGUUUGAUUGUGUGGUCCAGUGAUCAUGGGAUUGGAAAUCUGAAUGGAGAUCUUAAUAACGUGCCAGGACACUGGCAUGGUGCUGCGGUGAUGGAAAAGUGAGGUCCUGGAAGGAGUCAAGCCCUGGAAAGGUGUCAGAACAGAACAAGGGUCCUCCAUAUCUUGAAUGAAAUAAGUGGCGUUAGUAAUGGUGUGGUGAUAAAUGUAAAAAGAGCUCCAAAAAAAGGCUAGAGUUACUAAAAAUCAGGUACUUAAUGGGCUGAAGUGGUUACACAGUCUGCCGAUAUGCAUUCAAUGGAAUCGAGGAAUUCAACCAAAGGAUGUUAUCAAUUAUCUAGUAAAAAGUUCAAAAGAAUUCAAUUGUACCAGAACUAGACUGCUCCAACCUCAGAAUCAUACUGAUUAAUGAAAAAUCAUUGCGUAAAAUACCCAGCCCACCUAAUAACGAGUUCAAGGAUUGUUCUAACAUUGGUGUUCAACUAAUACCAAGCCA